AUGUUGGUUGGCAUGGGCAAAUCAAACCGUUCCCUCGAGCUUGAUGCACUCGGCAAAAGUUUGAUCCCUGUAACAGUUGCCCACUCUCGCAACAAGCUUGUUAUACCGCAUCCGAAAGCAGAGAAACUAUUUAGAGGUAAAGAUACUUCAAUCCCAAGAUUGUUACAAGCUAUGAAGAAGGGAGUCUCAAGGGGUAGAAGACUCCUUCAAGAACACUGUAACUUUAAAGGAGAGGCUUUCCAAACAUCUUCUGACGGAGCAGAGAGUGACGAAGCGGAAACAGAUGAUGAAGAAGAGGAAGUGGAGGAUAUUGACUCAUCAGAGGAAUGGGCGAAAAUAGUAACUGUGUAUGGUGAUUCUCUGCAUCAUGAUACGGCUGUUGAGGAAAACGGAAACAGAGAUCGUGAAGGUGAGAAGAAAGGCUUUAUUCCUCUCGUACCGGUUGCGGUCAGGGUUGGGGUCAUCAUGAGGAUGGAGUUGGUGGAUAACAAGACGGACUUGUUAUUUACCGGAUCAGGACCUGCUCCAACUGGUAUCCCAGGAUUGGACUAUUUUAUUGGAGCUCUUUUAGUCGUCUUCUCACUUGUCAUCAUCUCAGGAAAUGCCCUAGUCAUCCAAGUUAUACGUUAUCAGACAAGAAAGAGUGUUUGUGACUUUAUAUUCGCGCAGAUAAGCUUCGUUCACAUUUUUGGUGGUUUCUCUUCUUUUAUUUCUGCCUUCAUUCUUCUGUCGGGACGGACCAUGUUUGACUACAGACAAGUAGAUAACAUAGUGUGUUGGCUAGGUGGGGUGGUGUGGCAUCUUGUGGUCCUAUUAACUCCAAUGUUCCUCUGUCUUGUCGUUACUGGCAGGUUCAUCAUUCACUUCGCUCCUCUAAGGUACGAAAGUAUCGUCAACAUGACAUACGUUGUCUCUGGUUCCAGUCUCUCCUGGGCGUGGAGUUCUGCUGUCCUAGCUCCCUUUAUCGUUAGAGGAUUUAAUAUUGGUGUUGAAGAAAGCUGGGCAUAUCCACAUUUCAAGAUUCCUCCGAGCGGUGUUGAAAGAUAUUUGAUGAUAGGCUGUUUUGCUGGACCACUCCUUUUGUUGGAACUUAUUCUCAUUAUCCUGAUCCUCUCUAUACUGGUCGACUUUAAGGUCUUCACCAAGAAAAAGAAGAAACAGCCUAAGAGUUUCAUACAGGCGGGGCUCAGGAAGAUGCUGGCUCAGACCAUGGUACCUUUACCUACCGUAUUUGAGGGAUCGGAGCAGGAGCCAGUACAGAGUGCCGGACUGAACCAGGCUUCUUUCUUUACCACUAACACUGCCACACGCUCGCAGACUUCUUAUCACGACCUCGAACAUAACAAGGAGAUUUUCAGAUGGAUGGAGGACAGUGCCCGGGUGAUAGCCACCAGUACCCACAACAUAUUCCAAUCUCGCUCCGACUCCUGCCUUUCCUGGUCUGCUGUUAGCACCCCCGUGUCUAUACGAGCCGGCCAGUCUGCCCAGAAGCUGCACUGCGGCAGUUUUCAGUCAUCCACCCACUCGCUCAGUCACAUACGGUCAGAGAUAAGGUCUGUGUUUGAUAGCAUGGUAUCGAGGAUAUCCAGCCCAGGUCGGGUAACAACAGAGCUGGGAGGUACCGGAGCGAGGAGCAGGAACAAGGAGCAGCAAACCAAGAUAGUAGCUCUACAUCUCUCCUAUAGUUUCCUUCUUACACACUUCAUGGUUAGCGUCUACACGGUCUCCUGCCUGACGGAUCCUCAGCUGGGUCCCUUCGACCAGUCCAGGAGAGACGGAUCCCAGCUCCAGGUGUAUCUAAAGGGGUGUUAUUAUGCUGCUGUUUUUAUUAACUCUGGCAUGACGCCAGUCGUUUAUUGGACCUUCCAUCAAAAGUACCGGCAGAGGGUCUCGUUUUAUUUUUACAGGUUGAAAAUUAUUCUUGUUAAAAUCAGGAACAGACUCUGCAGUUGCUGUUGAUUUGUUUGAGGUGAUAGUUACAAUUAAAUUGUUAGCAAUAUUGACAGUAUGAUGAUCAAUCUUAGUGUUUGGAGGGCAUAAGUAUAACACGUGAAGCCCCAUACUCAAGUUAAGUAUGAACAUGUCACCUAGCUGACAUACUUUAUAUAUAAUAUAUGCGUGUAAAAUCUCGAUAUCUUAUCUUGAAAAGCUGUGUUUUUAUAACCUGUUAAAAUCAAAAAGUGGGAAUUUUCCUUUUCGGGCUUGUUUUGACAAAAACACCCUCCAGGGUAUCCGUAUAUCGGAUUGUUUUAAUACUUGACACGAAAUUGUUCUCAGAAUUUUAGCGCAGUUUUUGAUGCCCUAAAAAAUGUACUCAGCCAACUGAAAAGUUAAUUUUUUGAACCUCAAAAAGAUUCCUAGCUCAAAAUACCACAUAUGUCGGUAUUUUUUCACUUUCUCAUUCUGCGAAGCCAAAUAUCCAACUUUUAACCAUAACUUUAAAAGGAAGUAUUUUAAGGUAUAUGUUUCAGUUUCUUCGUAACUCAUAUAUAAAUAUGCAAGUUGACGUUGUUUUACAUUUAUCCAGACGUCAUUAGCACAUUCCUUAUAGAAAAUUCUGCCGAGAUAUAUGCUAAUAUUUGUUUUGCGACUUUCAGGUCCAAAAAUCUACUUUCCAGUUGACUGAGCACAUUUCACAAAACUGCACCAGAAUUUUGCGAACAAUUUCAUGUCAAGUAUCAAAACAAUUUGAUAUUCCCUGGCGGACUUCUCGGUCAAAAGAGCCUGAAAAGGAAAAUUAUUAUUUUUUGACUUUAAAAUUACACAGCCUUUUUAGAUACAAUAUCUAGUUUAUGGAUUGGAUUUUUGCAUGGAGUUUGGAGUGAAUUUAUCUGAAUAAUACAAAUAAAUAAACAAAUGGUUGAUUGGGGAGUUGUACCCGAAGACAAAACUC
Molecule: messenger RNA, 2893 nt
Organism: Bolinopsis microptera
Lineage: Eukaryota; Metazoa; Ctenophora; Tentaculata; Lobata; Bolinopsidae
Exons: 11
Coding region: 1-1959 (652 amino acids)
Cellular component (GO): membrane
Source: RefSeq, a predicted model, not a curated record